AUGGGGAGUACCGAUGGAUCCACCUAUGGGGCAUACACAUACGAGAAUCUGGAGAGGGAGCCAUACUGGCCACAGGAGAAGCUCCGAAUUUCCAUUACUGGAGCUGGUGGGUUUAUUGCUUCCCACAUUGCAAGGAGGUUGAAGAGUGAAGGCCAUUACAUCAUUGCUUCUGACUGGAAGAAAAAUGAACACAUGACCGAAGAUAUGUUCUGUCAUGAAUUCCAUCUUGUUGAUCUCAGGGUGAUGGAUAACUGCUUAAAGGUUACAACUGGGGUUGAUCACGUUUUUAAUCUUGCUGCUGACAUGGGAGGGAUGGGUUUCAUUCAGUCUAACCAUUCAGUUAUUAUGUACAACAACACAAUGAUCAGUUUCAACAUGCUUGAGGCUGCAAGAAUCAAUGGAGUUAAAAGGUUCUUCUAUGCUUCUAGUGCUUGCAUCUACCCUGAAUUUAAGCAGUUGGAAACUAAUGUGAGCUUGAAGGAGUCUGAUGCCUGGCCUGCAGAGCCUCAAGAUGCUUAUGGCUUGGAGAAGCUCGCAACAGAAGAGCUGUGCAAACAUUACACAAAGGACUUUGGAAUUGAGUGCCGAAUUGGACGGUUCCAUAACAUAUAUGGACCCUUUGGAACAUGGAAAGGUGGGAGGGAGAAGGCCCCUGCUGCUUUCUGUCGGAAGGUCCUUACAUCCACUGAUAAGUUUGAGAUGUGGGGAGAUGGACUCCAGACACGGUCUUUCACCUUCAUUGAUGAAUGUGUAGAAGGUGUUCUAAGAUUGACAAAGWCAGAUUUCCGGGAGCCUGUGAAUAUUGGGAGUGAUGAAAUGGUUAGCAUGAAUGAAAUGGCAGAAAUUGUCCUUAGCUUUGAGAACAAGAAUAUUCCAAUCCAUCACAUUCCUGGCCCAGAGGGUGUGCGGGGACGCAAUUCAGACAAUACUCUGAUUAAGGAGAAACUUGGCUGGGCUCCAACUAUGAGAUUGAAGGAUGGGUUGAGAAUCACUUACUUUUGGAUCAAGGAGCAGAUUGAGAAGGAGAAGGCUCAGGGUGUUGAUGUUGUUGUUUAUGGGUCAUCCAAAGUGGUUGCAACGCAAGCACCUGUUCAACUUGGCUCACUACGUGCAGCUGAUGGCAAAGAAUGAAGUUGGUGAAUCCAAUCAACAUCUACGGUUGCACCAAAAUGCUUAGUAUUAUGUUCAAUACCACCUUAUCAUGUUGGCAGGGAUGAACUGGGUACAGACAGUAGUAAUAAUUCAUGAUGCAGGUCAGGCAUAUGGUCCUUUUCAUUUUUAUAAUUACCAUUUUGGUGUAUGAAAGGAAUGUUUUAUUCUCAUGUAUUACUCUAGAUUUUGAGAGUGGGUCUCUGUUGUUGAAUGAUAUAAUAACGAAUGUGAGCUUCCUAUUUUAUGUGUCAAUGAAUGGAUAAUAUGGUACUGUCUCUCUUGUA
Molecule: messenger RNA, 1436 nt
Organism: Nelumbo nucifera (sacred lotus)
Lineage: Eukaryota; Viridiplantae; Streptophyta; Magnoliopsida; Proteales; Nelumbonaceae
Source: RefSeq, a predicted model, not a curated record